Molecule: messenger RNA, 2367 nt
Organism: Micromonas commoda
Lineage: Eukaryota; Viridiplantae; Chlorophyta; Mamiellophyceae; Mamiellales; Mamiellaceae
Gene: ISA3
Product: glycoside hydrolase family 13 protein
Exons: 1
Coding region: 1-2367 (788 amino acids)
Biological process (GO): carbohydrate metabolic process
Molecular function (GO): hydrolase activity, hydrolyzing O-glycosyl compounds
Source: RefSeq, a predicted model, not a curated record
AUGUCAUCGCGCGCGCGGGUCGGCGGCACCAACCCGGGCGCCUUCAAGCCAAAGUCAUCUCCCAUCAACCGCGGCGGCGCAAACCUCGCGCGCGGCCAGCCCAUCGCCGCGCAGGUCGAGCCGUACUCGUGGGGCGACAUCCCAACCACCCCCAGCGCGACGCGCGAUCUCCCGUCGUGGCUCCCGCAGCCCGCGCCCGUGCACGGGGACGGCGGGCCGGGUACCUUCGUCCCCCCGCCCGCGUUCGAACCCGUCACCACCCCACCCGUCAUCGACGUCGAUCGCAUAAGAAUCUCCGAGGGUUACGCGCAGUUCCUCGGACCCACGCCCGCGGGGGACGUCAUCAAUCCCGGGGUUAACUUCGCGCUUCACUCCGCCGCCGCCGCCGCCGUCGACCUCCUCAUCUACUUCGACCCGUCGUCGACGUCCAAGCAGCCGUCGCUUCGCAUCCCGCUGGAUCCCAAGAAGAACAAGACCGGGGACGUGUGGCACGUGCGGCUCGAUAACAUCCCGCGCGGCGGCGACGGCUACGUCAUCAGAUACGGGUACCUCGUAGACGGGGGCAAGUCGCCGCACCGGUGGGACUACUGGGAACCCAACCAGCUGAUGGUGGACCCGUACGCGCCCUUGGUCGAGGGGCGAAGGGUGUACGGCAAGAACGAGACGUGCCCGAACGGCGAGGUGGGGCAGUGGCUCGGCGCGUUCGCGCUGGACGAAACGCCGUUCGACUGGGGCGGAGUCGAGCCCCCGAACAUUCCGCCGCAGGACCUCGUCGUGUACGAGUGCACGCCGCGCGCGUUCACCGCGUCUUCGAGCUCUGGUCUCGACGAAGACGUCCGCGGAUCUUUCCUGGGGAUCGCCGAGAAGGUUCAGCACAUCAAGGACGCGGGGUACAACGCCGUGGAGCUCCUCCCCGUCUUCCACUUUGACGAGAUGGAGUUUAAGCUCUCGCCCAACCCUCGGGACCACAUGCUCAACACGUGGGGGUACAGCACGAUGGCGUUCUUCGCUCCCAUGACGGUGUACGCGUCCAAGGGCGCCGGCCCGCAGCAGGCGGCGCGCGAGUUUAAGCACAUGGUCAAGACCAUGCACGCCAACGGCAUCGAGGUGCUCCUGGACGUCGUGUACAAUCACACCGGCGAGGGCAGCGGGAGGUUCUUCUCCUUUCGCGGCAUCGACAACAAGAGCUACUACAUGAUGGAGGACCUCAACGGCAAGGUGAACUACAAGAACUACACCGGCUGCGGCAACACGUUCAACUGCAACCACGAGCCAGUGAUGAACCUCGUGCUCGACUCGUUGCGCCACUGGGUGGACGAGUACCACGUCGACGGUUUCAGGUUUGACCUGACCAGUUGCCUGUGCCGCGAUCCCAACAGCGGCGCAAUCAUGACGUCGCCACCCGUCGUGAGGGCAAUCGCCAAGGACAACACGCUCGCGCGUUGUAAGCUCUUCGCGGAGCCGUGGGACUGCGCGAUGGACGGGUACCUCGUGGGGAAGUUCCCCAACUGGGACAGGUGGGGCGAGUGGAACGGCAUCUACCGCGACACCGUCCGCAGGUUCCUCAAGGGUGACCCCGGGCUAAAGUCUCAGUUCGCGUCCUCCCUCUGCGGCAGCGCGGAUAUGUACAACGUCAACGCGCGCAAGCCGUAUCACUCCCUCAACUUCAUCACCGCGCACGACGGGUUCACGCUGAGGGACCUCGUGUCGUACAACAAGAAGCAGAACCACCAGAACGGGGAGGAGGGUAGGGACGGAUGCAACGAUAACCACUCGUGGAACUGCGGGCAAGAGGGCGAGUCGAACGAUCAGGCCGUCGCGAGCCUGCGUUGGCGGCAGAUGCGCAACAUGCACCUCGCGCUGAUGGUGAGCCAGGGCACGCCGAUGGUGCUCAUGGGCGACGAGUACGGGCACACGCGCAAGGGGAACAACAACACCUACGGGCACGAUAACGAGCUCAACAACUUUGACUGGGCCGCGCUGGAGAAGCAGCGGGACCAUUACUUCCGCUACCACGCCGGACUCGUCAAGUUCCGCAAGAACCACCCGCUGCUGGGGCGCGCGGAGUUCCUGAACGACAACGACAUCACAUGGCACGAGGAUAACUGGGACAACCCGGACUCGCUCUUCCUGGCGUAUCAGCUGCAUGACUGCGGCCAAGGAGGCGGAGACCUUUACAUCGCGUUCAACCAGCACGAUUUUUUCGUGGACGCCGCGCUGCCGCCCCCGCCAGGGGGCAAAUCUUGGCACAGGGUGGUGGACACGAACCUGCCGCCUCCCGCGGACUUUGUGGAACACGGCGAGGGCGGCGUCGGCGCCAGGUACAACGUCGCUCCGAGGGGCGCGGUCAUGCUAGUGGCCAAGUGA